GUCUUCUUCAAUCCCCAUUGCAGACUCCUCAACCUCCUUCACUUUUCUCCUCUUCUUCUUCAAAUCAUAUAAGCCCAUUUUUUUUCUUGUAAUUUUUGUCAUAUAUACCCUUAUUACUUAGAUCUAGAAAAUAUAAGAAAAAAAAGAAAAUAAUGGAUCGUUUGUGGACUUUGAUCACUCUUCUUCACACACUAGCUGGGCCAGUGUUGACGCUGCUGUACCCCUUGUAUGCAUCAGUGGUUGCAAUAGAAAGCCCAUCAAAAGUGGAUGAUGAGCAGUGGCUUGCUUAUUGGAUCUUGUAUUCGUUUCUUACUCUCAUGGAGAUGCUUCUCCUACCCAUCUUAGAAUGGAUACCAAUAUGGUAUGAUGUUAAGCUGAUAUUGGUAGCAUGGCUGGUUCUACCCCAGUUCUUGGGGGCAGCUUUCGUAUAUGAAAGGUUUGUGAGAGAGAAUAUCAGGAAAUAUAGAGGGAUAGAGCAUCAUCACCACAAGUCCCCAAAUGUCAAGGGCAAGUACAAGUUUGUGGAUUUCAUUACACCAAAGAAAGGGGAGCAUGAGGCUUAUUGAAGAAUAAAGAUAUAUUAUAUGUAUAUGUUGAUGUAUAAGGGGCGCGCACACACACACAUACAUAUUAUAUAUAUGUGUGUGUGUGUGUGUGUGUGUGUUGGCUUGUGAGGGUCUUAAUUCCAUUUCCCUUUUGUUUUAUGUUUGGUGGUGAUGGUACUUCACCAAGUAAAAUGUCUGUACUCUUUGUAUAAAGCCAAGAAGAAGCUUGUAACCUUUUAUGUGAUACAUGACUAAUGACGACUUUCAAACUCUCAAAUUGAAGUUUCUGGUAGCA
Cornus florida is the source of this 840-nucleotide messenger RNA. RefSeq names its product HVA22-like protein e. The coding region runs from base 153 to 566 and encodes 137 amino acids. NCBI's taxonomy places the organism in Eukaryota, Viridiplantae, Streptophyta, Magnoliopsida, Cornales, Cornaceae. The record is from RefSeq and is a predicted model, not a curated record. The transcript is spliced from 5 exons.